Molecule: messenger RNA, 819 nt
Organism: Histoplasma mississippiense
Lineage: Eukaryota; Fungi; Ascomycota; Eurotiomycetes; Onygenales; Ajellomycetaceae
Exons: 3
Coding region: 1-819 (272 amino acids)
Biological process (GO): protein phosphorylation
Cellular component (GO): cytoplasm
Molecular function (GO): ATP binding; protein serine/threonine kinase activity
Source: RefSeq, a predicted model, not a curated record
AUGAAUGAAAAUAACGCUGAUAUCAAAGCUCGCCGUCGUGGCACGCUGUUUCCGCGCAGCGACCUAGCCUCCCAGUCUUCCGCGCCAAAACGCCUGUUAUUGGGCACGGAGCCUUUGGAAUUUUUGCAAAGGCCACAGAAGCUUCGUCGCAUGAUUCCGGAGAUAAAGGCCAAGGAUAAGAGUUGGCUGUCAAAGCUGCAACAUGUAUCCCACAAGAAUGUUGUGACGCUACACGAGGCAAUGUAUCAUGAUGAUAUUAUCAACAUCUUUUACGAGGUUAUGGAUGUCUCUCUGGCGCAGAUAUUUCGAACACCAAUCGGGCCUCUCAGCCAAUUUGAAGUCGCGGCGUUUUGCAAGGAGAUCCUAGAAGGGCUGGAUUAUAUUCAUAGUCACUUAGAGCUGGUUCAUGGGGACCUCAGCUCUGAAUCUGUACUGCUAUCUACAAAGCCCCCAGCAGUUAAAAUUGGUAUGCUUCCUCCAUUUAUUGGAAAUGGCAGAGCUGACGAAGCUGUAGCCAAUAUUGCUGCAAGCAUGCUUAGAGAGACAAAUCCCGGGACAGCACAGUCUGACCUCCAAUCAAUGGGCCAGAUAAUUGUUGAAUGCUUGGAGCCGGAGACGGCUUCGCGACAUGGAAACACUCUCACCCAUGACAACUGGGGAACCGAUCUUCGCGAAUUUCAAUCUUUGACUAAAAAGAAAACAGCCAAGGAGCUGCUUAGGCGUUCCUCGGGUCCAUCCUGUCUCAGACGGUAUAUCCGUGCUGCACGUGAGUCAGCUCCAAAGGACAUUGAGAUUCCACCUGAAUGGGUCAAAUAUUAG